Molecule: messenger RNA, 1495 nt
Organism: Linum trigynum
Lineage: Eukaryota; Viridiplantae; Streptophyta; Magnoliopsida; Malpighiales; Linaceae
Source: the annotation of a GenBank genome assembly
ACGUCAUUAUCGGGGAGUUACUUAACUAGUUGAAAGUGUUAGUUGUUAGUUUAGUCUUUAUUUUCUUGUUUAUAUUAGUAGUAGCAUUACAUAGUACAUUUUCUUUUUGUGUUUUGUUUUUCACCAACUCUUCUCCUCGAAGGGUGUUUUGAGUGUGUUUGGUUUUCUUUUUAUUGUUUUUGUUAGUGUUGGUUGAAUCAUGGAUCCCAAUAGCUUAUACCACAUGUGGGGGUAUCCACAACCACCCGAAUGGGGGUACCCCGGAGCUUCAUGGAGUAAUCAAGAGAGUGGAAGCCAAGGAACUGGUUUCUAUGAUCAUCCCCCUUCCAAGAAGAAGAAGCAUACCAAUGGGGAUAUGAAGAGGCUUCCCCAUUCCAAGAAGACUUCCUUCCCCAACUGGAGACAAGAAGCGAAUUGGAACUCUUGAUGGAGCGAUUAGCCUGGGGUUCCGAGGGAGCAUCCUCUGGUGUAGAACAACCUUGCUACACUACACAAGAACCAAAGAGCCAACUGGAGCUCAUGAUGGAGUGGUUCACCGAAUCACGCUCUGAUGUGGAAUCCUCGACCACCACCCCUAUCGACUCAUCCUUACUACGAACAUCGGAAGAGAUCCUCCGAAAAAUGGAGAGACUAGGAGAGAUUGUCGAGCAAGCAUGUGCACGACUUGCUCACAAUCAUAUCCUAUCAUUGGAGAAACACAUUUUUGAAGAAGGAAGACAGGUUGAAGAUGAAUUUGAAAGUGCAAAUGGUGUCCAAGAUGAGGACGAUGCUAAGGUGGAUGAAACAUCUACAAGUUACAAGUACUAUGAAGUUUUUCCACCCGACCUCGAUGUAGUUUUGGAGAAGGAUCCAUUUGUGACUCUUUGCCAAGCCAAGGCCAAACCGUCGGUGAUCCCUCUUGGUGGAUGUAAUGGAAGUCAAUCAUUGUUGCACUACAUGGUGUGGGGCAAAGAGAGAAGAAUGAAAGAAAGAAGGAGAGGUCUCGUGGGUGGAGCCUCAAGACCACUCAAGCUCACGAGCCCUCAAACAUGGACUCGUUCAAAGCUCGUGACUUGAGAAACCACCUCACCGAUGAGAACCUCAACUUCAAGGAGUCUCUAAGUUGGACCGAAUACUUGAAGAUAUUCGUCCGGCGAUAAAACUUGAAAGACGCACUAGUUGGGAGGUACCCCAACAACCGGUUUGCAUUUCCUUACUUUUCAAAAAUAAAACUUGCACGUUUGAUUUUGCUUUAAGUAGUUUUUAUAGUGUUAUCUAGUGAAUGAAUCCCUUCUAUGUCAAGAAUAGAAUGAAAGAUUAUUUGGAGACUAGAUAGUUACUUUAGGAAUGGUUGCUAAUGUUGUUAAGUAAGUGUGCUAGCCUACCACUUAAGCUACUUGGGGUAAUAGAAUGGCAUGGCUAGCAUAAUAGGAUCAUAGAAUGUACGCUCUUAUAAUUGUGUAUUUGUUUUUGGAGGCCUUGAUGGGCUUUAUUUUAAUGAAUUUGUGGAGUUUGA